This is a messenger RNA of Pantherophis guttatus, 673 nucleotides long. RefSeq names its product cell adhesion molecule CEACAM19-like. The record is from RefSeq and is a predicted model, not a curated record. Lineage: Eukaryota; Metazoa; Chordata; Lepidosauria; Squamata; Colubridae.
CUCCUGCAAUCCAGCUGGUUCGGUUGGUGAAACUCAGGAAUCUGUAGGUGCAAAACAAGAAGGAAAGAAAGGAGGACGGAGAACAAUGAAGUUGGACAACAAGCCAUGAAGGUCCCAAGAUGGGGACUCCUUGGAGACUCCGUUCCUUUGCUGAAGUCUCUUUCCUGGCCCUAUGGAUCAUUCUGGUCCAAGCAAGCAGGAUCAAUAUAGUGUCCAUCCCGGAGACCCCUGCCGAAGGCCAGAAUGUCACUUUCUCCGUGGAAAGAGUGCAGGGGGACAUCGUGAAGUCAACUGGUUCCGAGGAAUGGACUCUCAGGGAUCUUCAAGGAUCUUCAGUUUUUUCCCCGGAAAUUAUCAUCCUCAACACAAUUGGAUUCAAUAUACCAACAGAGAAUUUGGUUUCCACAAUGGAUCUAUGCAGAUCACUGGGCUCAAGGCCAGUGACGUCGGCCAGUACAACGUUGUGAUUUUUCUGCGGCCCAAAGAAAUCCUCAACGCCUCCAUUGAUCUCCGGUUGGCUACACCACCUCUGGCCACGGCGACAUCGGCGACAACAGCAACAACAACAACGGUGACAACAGCAGCAACAGGAACCUCACCCAUUAAGGAAGUUCCCAAAGAGCCUUCGAAGUUGGGCUGGAUCGUGGCCGGGGUGCUGGUUGGCGUUUUGCUG